Molecule: messenger RNA, 540 nt
Organism: Verticillium alfalfae VaMs.102
Lineage: Eukaryota; Fungi; Ascomycota; Sordariomycetes; Glomerellales; Plectosphaerellaceae
Exons: 3
Coding region: 1-540 (179 amino acids)
Source: RefSeq, a predicted model, not a curated record
AUGAGAUCACCUACACACAUGUGUCUUCUGAGCUCCGCUUGUCCACUAUCAUCCCUGCCUAACAAGGAUCGUACAUCGGAUUCACUUGGCGGAACGGAACUCGAUCUUGACAAGAGUCUCGAAGAAAGGGGCUCGGACUUGUCCAGAUUGACAGAUGCAGCUUGCAUCACUGCGCAGUCAGUCUACUCGUGUUGCCUUCUUAUUCGAUUGAACGACACCUCGCUACUAGUAACUGGGCGAUCGAGCCGAUCCCAAGGCACGACCCUCAUGCAUCUACCUAGACCCCAGUUGAUUUCAACAACUCGAUUUGGCUAUGUGCAUGAAGACCUGGUCCUGGUUGCUGAAACUUGGACCACCUGCUCCGACAACACCGAUGCAAAGCCAGGCCCUCGGACAGCUCAUCGCCACUUCUACCAGGCCUCGGACCCCGCUACCGGGCGACCCGGCACUCAUCUCGCUGCUCACUCUCCUCCUGUCCGAAAGGCUGGGUCAAAGCGUCACAAAACAUCAGGCCACCAACGAGAGUCCAAGUUGGGAUGA